Opisthorchis viverrini is the source of this 1232-nucleotide messenger RNA. RefSeq lists its product as hypothetical. The record is from RefSeq and is a predicted model, not a curated record. Bases 84 to 1232 code for a protein of 382 amino acids. The transcript is spliced from 2 exons. Lineage: Eukaryota; Metazoa; Platyhelminthes; Trematoda; Opisthorchiida; Opisthorchiidae.
CGACGUAGGCACCCCAGUAUUUAUUGUGACUUCCGAUGCUCGUAAAUCCGAAAUCGAGGAUGGACGCACGGCGCUGAUUGGAAAUGAAUCAAGCCAGUAUGGCCAGUUCGAAAGAUCAAGUCAGGUUACACAAAAUCUUCCGAUUUCUAGUUUCACUCUCCUGCUUGGGUAUAUUGGUUAUUCUGAUACAGCAGUUCCAGUCCCAUGAUGUCAUCCAUAUUGUGUUUAGCGAAAAAUAUGGCAAUACACUUGACUUUGUCAGUGUGAGGUCGAAUGAAUUCCGCGUUCAGCCAUUUUGGUCGCAACCGAAUAGGUCUGUGUUCGCACCUGAUUUGGCCAAGAUGAGUUGGCCAAAAGACCCAGUUGCACCUUACCCUGCGGGAAGGCGAAACAGCAAUGGCGAAGUGGCCCAACUUCCUCCAUUAUUUGAACCAGUGAUGAGCAUUGCUCAGCGGAAAUUGUCCAAGCGAUUGCUCCAGAUAUUCUCCGAAACAAUGUUUGCCAAUGGUCUGGGAGAUCGAUUCAUGUUGUACGGUGGAACAUUGUUAGGUUCUUAUCGACAUCACGAUUUCAUUCCAUGGGAUGAGGACAUUGAUGUGCUUGUGGAUGUAUUGAUUAGGGACAAAGUUCGGGAACUGCUGUCCGGACUUGCACCACAAUACAACUUUUAUCAAGGUUAUUCAAGAGAUAAACUCUAUGGACCACUUAUUGAUGGUGCCGAAAACGAACUGGAUGUGGAAAAAAGUCGACCCGCGGCUAACUGGGGUUGGCCUUUCUUAGACAUUAGCUAUUUCAGAGUAAACGGAACGCACGUGAUGGAAAUUACCAUGUCUUACGGACGAUAUUAUGUCUGGCCUUAUGACGUUGUCUUCCCUUUACACUUUCGACCACUUGGCAAAUACUGGUAUCCUGCACCCCGAGAUACGUGGCUCUUUAACCGUUUGACCUAUGAUCCUGGUGCAAUGUGUGUGAUUCCCGGUUAUUCACACGUAAAAGAGAGCAGGGGGCCAUCUGGUAGCAUGCCAUGUCGGGAUCUGGCUUCCAAGUAUGCAUUUGUUGAACACGUCGCUUGCAAAAACGGAACCAGUGAACAGAAGUCAGACGAGUUUGGAAUGGUUUUGGCCAAAGAGCGACUGGUUCAGUAUUCGAACUCCAGUAUUGCUCACAUUUAUCAUUCCCUGUGCCUUGCUGUCCCAAAGGAUCGUGUUCGUACAGACACAUUCUCAAUGUGA